Molecule: messenger RNA, 783 nt
Organism: Fusarium subglutinans
Lineage: Eukaryota; Fungi; Ascomycota; Sordariomycetes; Hypocreales; Nectriaceae
Product: glycosyltransferase family 2
Exons: 3
Coding region: 1-783 (260 amino acids)
Biological process (GO): extracellular matrix assembly; hyaluronan biosynthetic process
Molecular function (GO): hyaluronan synthase activity
Source: RefSeq, a predicted model, not a curated record
AUGUUUACUAGUUUCAUCUUCUCUCUGGUUAUUGCAGAGAUGCUCGGCAUUGAGUUCAUGUGGUCGUCGGAUUCUGAUACCAUAGUGCUGGAGGAUACGCUUGAGCGAACCAUUAGCACCAUUGCGGGAGAUCCUACUGUUGGCGGUGCCAGCUCGGGAUUAACGGUACAUAACGGUAAUGACACGGUAGUAACUCGCUUGGCUGCCACUGUUUACUGGGCCGAGCUCUAUCUGACCCGGUCCACGCCCGCUUGCACCGCAACAAGUGACUGCCAAAGCGGGCCUUGCACUGCCUUUCGACUAUCAGCUCUGUCGGCCAUUCUUAUGCCCUGGUAUAUGCAGAAGGUUUUUGGCAAGCGAAUGAUCGUUAAUGAGGAUCGUCAUCUUACCACUAACCUUCUCGUUCGCGGCUGGGGCGUUGUCUUUGCCUCUGACGUCCUUACUGCCACAGAGACGCCGACAACAGCGACACGCUGGUUGCGGCAGCAAGUCCGCUGGGCCCGAGCCACUCACAUCGAAUCUCUUCUCGUCCCUCGUGUCUAUGCCAUGUCUCACCCCAUGGCAUUCUUUGCCGCAGCUAGACGCGAGUUUGGACCUCUAGUUGCCGCGGUCGCUGUGCUCUGGUAUUUUCUCACGUCGCAGAAGCUGCUUUACUUCAGCUAUCCAGAUCUGUUUCUCCGAAUCGGUAUUACUACAGUCUACAACAUCUUGCGCAAUCCGGAUAGAUUGAGGCUGGCUUUAUCAUGCCAUUCACAUCUGGAGUUUGGUGACAAUGACGGCUGA